This is a messenger RNA of Sphenostylis stenocarpa, 666 nucleotides long. The record is from the annotation of a GenBank genome assembly. Lineage: Eukaryota; Viridiplantae; Streptophyta; Magnoliopsida; Fabales; Fabaceae.
AUGGCAAUUGACCCAACUAGUGAGGCAUCGGCGAUAUGCAACGUCAGGAGAGGUACCCAUAACAAAUCAGCUACAGAACAAACCCCAAUGUCAUUGAUUCAAAAUAAAACUGGAUCAAAUUCAAAGUUUGAAACCAAACUGGAUCCAGAUGGACAAUCCACAUUGGAAGAUUCAAAUCAAAGGAGGAGAGCGAAGUGGUGGAGUAUACUAGAAGCAGGUAAAGGGCGCAAAAACACAACAUGCCCAGUCACUGUUCUGCAAGAUUUGAAUGAGGCUGUGCGUGGUCAAGCACUGAAAUUCACCGUUCGAGGAGGAAGCUCACCUGGGAUCUUCAUAGACACGCCAUUGGAUGUUGCAUUCGUAGAUAAACCUGCGUGUGCUUCAUCUCCCAAGUGGGUGGUGGUGUCUGAUAAUUUCCCAGGAAAAUGGGUGGGUAUUGGUAAUGCAAAUGACCAUCCAGGGAAACAAGUGAUAGACGGAGCUUUCAAGAUUCAAAAAUACUCCCUCAUUGAGGGUUACAAGCUCGUUUUCUGUCCCACCGUCGCUGCCACUCGACCUUGUUUCAACAUUGGGAGGCGUGAAGAUAGGUAUGGAAAUCGUCUCAUCCUCAUCAACGAGACUCGCUCUUAUUUCAUCUUUGAGGUUGCAUUUGACAAGGUUAAUUAG